CGUUCGUCGCAGCGUUGACAGAAUCAGACAGUAAUCACGUGUUUACCGAAGUCUGUUAAAGCUAGGUCUUCUGUCUAUCUAUGAAUGGCUGGGUCGUUAUCUGUGCACGUGAACCGCGCCGCAAGUUUGUUAACUCUAUUCCGCUGAAAAAUACCGUAGAUGCAGUUAAUACGGAAUAAUAAUUCGCCUGUGAGUUCGGUCGUCAAACGUAUUACGCGCCAGUCCUAACCUAAGAUUUCGCAACAUUUUCCCGGGAUGACGCUUAGAGCAAUAAAAUGGGAAAACGGAAAGCUGGAGAUUUUGGAUCAAAUUUUACUCCCGGUAAUCUCAAAAUACGUCGCUGUCAAGGGUGUCGAAGACGGCUGGAAGGUUAUCAACAAAAUGCAGGUACGGGGGGCACCGGCGAUUGCCAUCGUUGGGUGUCUUAGUUUGGCCGUAGAGAUUCAGCCCGAGGUAUUUACGGACAAAAAGAGUCUCCGUCAAGAAAUUGAGGGGAAACUGAAUUACUUAGUAUCCGCAAGACCGACUGCAGUGAACAUGAAAAUAGCUGCCGAAGAUCUGAUCACACUUUCCAAUCAACUUAGCAAAGAUGAUUCUGUAUCUGCCGCAGAUAUGAAAGAGAGGUUCCUAAAAGCAAUAGAUGCGAUGUUGGAAAAAGACAUUGCCGACAACAAAGCAAUUGGACGUCAUGGAGCGCGGGCAAUUCUGAACAACGGGGCAGGAGAUAGUUUGGUGAGGGUUCUCACCCAUUGUAAUACUGGCAGCCUUGCCACUGCGGGAUACGGCACGGCAUUAGGUGUUAUUAGAACAUUGCAUGAAGAUAAAAAACUCGAACAAGUUUAUUGCACUGAAACGAGGCCGUAUAAUCAAGGUGCACGAUUGACUGCGUACGAGUUAGUUCACGAGAAAAUGCCUGCUACUUUGAUAUGCGACGACAUGGUCGCGGCAUUGAUGAAAUCCAGAACUAUAUCUGCAGUUAUUGUCGGUGCUGAUCGAGUUGCAGCGAACGGCGAUACAGCGAAUAAAAUAGGAACUUAUCAAAUUGCAGUCGUUGCAAAAUACCAUAGUGUGCCAUUUUAUGUCGCCGCGCCUUUCACCUCCAUCGACUUCACCAUUCCCAGUGGCGAUCGUAUCAUCAUUGAAGAAAGACCGGAAAGAGAAAUGACGCACAUAAACGAUCAGCGAGUCGCUGCUGCGGGUAUACAAUGCUGGAAUCCGGCGUUUGAUGUAACACCAGCUGCGUUGAUCACAGGCAUAGUUACAGAGAAAGGUGUAUACUCCCCUGAAGAAUUAAAAAAGCUUAACGUAUCCGAGAAACUGCAGGACUAACAGAUUUCGAAUGUGUCAUCCUAUUUGCUGACGCAACAUGCACUUGUACAAUUCAAUUGAUUAUCAUUGAAUAACAACUUUCGUCAUUGUCAGAAUUCUGCUGAGCUUACAUGCUUAAUGCAUCCAAUGUGUCUGUUGCACAGAUUAUAUAAUCUAUGAAUACGGUGCAGGGCUUUGAUAUCCGAAUAGAAUAUUCCAUCUCAAAUUACAGGUAUCGGUGAGUUUUGUGCUACACAGCUUUUGAAGUAUUCAGCUUACAGAAAGCGAAAACCUGGAGCUAUACAUUUUAAAGAAUUCAAUGAUUGAUUAGCACUAACAGUAUGUAAUUCUUCUCGUAAACGCCAAAUCAUACAAAAAACGCACUAAGAUUUCAGGCGAGUUGGUAAAAUGCUGUCGCUUGAAUAAUAUUUGCACAAAUAACUUUUUGGUGAGAUAUUCUCACGUACAAAUAUAUUUCUUGUUUGCCUAAUCAUGUCAGGCACGUUUCUCCUAUUUAAAAUAAUGUUUUGAUACUUCAUUUACAUCAUGCAGCUAAGUGGGAGGUGGUAGUUGGAUUAUUGUCCCGAUAUUUCCUUGCCAAAAGAGAACAAUAAUCAUAUCAGAUCUUUUACUGUUGAAAUAAAAAUUUAAUACGUAAUCAAAUUUUUCAGAUAUAUCACUACUCACGUAGUAGAUUAUUUGCCUGUCUUUUUAAUUAGACUGACUCUUAGCGAUGAAAAUAUUUUGUUUCACUUGAUAUAUUCUACUGGAUCGAAAUUUAGAAAGCGAAUUUUUUUGGCGGGCAUCAGUGAUGCUGUCGUUCUCGCUAAUGCACUUUCUACAUUUAAUAACAACGAAAAUAUGGUAGAAAACAAAUGCAUUUUUGAAUUGUAUUGAACAUCUUCAGUGUAAAACGGAAUUCUUGACCUUUAUGAUGUGACAUGUAGGGAAAUACUGUUGACACGAGUAAAUAUUGUUAUACGUUUCGUUCCAAAAUUAGGGCCCUCAUCAGACUUACAUUACCCGUUCGUAGCUUCUUUGAGGAUAAGGACAAUUUUCCAUCAUGUCUGUACGACUUUGUUCCCCGUGCUAACGCACGUUUCCAAUUAUCCUAGAAAUGAAUAGAGGAAGGUAUGGAAUCUCAUGAAGAACCGGUUACUGUGUACAUUUAUCCAUUUGGAUAUGAUUAAGUGUUGGUGGUUUUAUUCAGUAUGCUCAAAUUAGUAUAACAUUUACAGCAAAAGUGACAACAACCGAUGUGUUCCAGUGAUUGAAACUUACGCUCGUGAAUUGCACUAUUUCUUGUACUUACUAUUCAGCACAAUCUUUUGAUAUCAAUUUUAAUUAUAAUAGAAAAAAAAUUGAGUCCUGGAGUCACUAGAUAUUUUCUACUGAUGUGCCUUUUAGAAAGAAUUGUUCUCCCUUGCCGAUUUUUGAAACUAUAAUUGUAAAUCUUGAUCCUGGAUGAGACUGGUUACUAUAUUUAAAAUACAAUAUUGUGUACAUUUGCAGCAUGGUGACACAAAACAUGGAACAGGAUCGUUCCGAACGUAUGUAAUUGUACUUUUCAUACAUACUGCACUUGCAUAAUAUACCUACGAUAUUUAAGUAAUUUAUUAGAUGUAUAAUCUAACGCGCUUCUACACUCUGUUCAAUGUCAUAUUUUUGUAAUUGUAUUGUAUAAUAGAUUGAUCGUAAUUGCGCUACGA
Diprion similis is the source of this 3017-nucleotide messenger RNA. Its product is annotated as methylthioribose-1-phosphate isomerase. The transcript is spliced from 5 exons. The coding region runs from base 256 to 1329 and encodes 357 amino acids. The record is from RefSeq and is a predicted model, not a curated record. Gene Ontology annotation, molecular function: S-methyl-5-thioribose-1-phosphate isomerase activity. Lineage: Eukaryota; Metazoa; Arthropoda; Insecta; Hymenoptera; Diprionidae.